AUGGCCGGCUCCAGCAGCGCCCCGGCUUUGGUCGCGACUUUCGUUUUUGGUCUUGUUGUUCUAGCCGCCUCCGCGGCCAUAUUUUUCUUUGUUAAAGCCAGUAGAUCGCCUCUCUUUCGAGACGAGCUGAGGCUGGCCCUCUCGUUCUUCCUGGCGUCUUCGGCACUCUGGGGAGUACUCGAUUUCGCUGCAACGCUCGUCCACCAAAAUGCUCCCUCGGCAUGCCAGACCGUCAUCUCAUUCGCGGCCGUUUUCGAUCAAGUCGCUCGCGUUUCGGUGGAACAGUUCUUGCUCUGGGCAGUCAAUGGCGGUAUCAAGGUCACCAAGCUGUCGCUUGCUAUGCAGGGAUCUCUUCUCGUGAGGUUUAUUCUUGGCGCUAUUUUCGUGGGAGUCCAACGCCCUCAGUUCGAGCCAGUUUGUGUCGCCAGUAACCUGGUCCUCCCUAUCGGCGUCAUCGUCAUGGUGACUGAUGUAGCCAUGGUUGCGGCUCUCUCAACCAAGAUUGUCCUUGCGAAGAAAGACAACACUCUUAGGCCAGAACUGUCUCGGAGUAAUGCCUUGAUCUUUGUUACUGCCGGACUUGGCAUCUGGACCGGAUUGAGUAUCCCUCUCUUUCUCGGACUGAAGUCUUCUGGCUUGGCCGUCAGAACAAUACUACCUGCUAUUGGGCUUUUAAUUUUAAUUGGCGUUGUGGCUCUUUCCAUGAAGAAUUUCGUGUCGUUGCCAUCGGCUUCUACUCUGAAGAUCCAGAAAACUGUGUCCUUUGAAUCCACAACACAAAUCGAGGAGCCAACCCGCAAUAUCUCUGCCCAGCCAUUCCCCCCUCAGAGUAUGACGACUAGAGUGGGCGGCGUCCUGCCCAUUAUCAGCCAGCCACCUUCCGGCCAAGCUACCAGGGGUAUCGGCGGGCUUCCUGUUGAGGGUGAGUUGUUCCCCCCAAUGCGACCUCAGGCUGCGGCUCCCAGAGUGCACCACAAGAAGCAGAUGUCGGAUAAGGCCUUCAAUGGAGGUAAGGUUGUCAUCUCGCAACCGAUUGUGCCGGCAGGCACCGAACCGAGCACCUUCGACCAUAUUCCGACCAUCGAUUUGGCCACUGCCGCCAUGAAAGAGCGAGAGCGCCGCGAGCUGAGACCUCUCCCUUUCUCAAAUAUCGACGCCGCGCUUGACGGAGCCUUAUCUACUAGAGAAAUGAUGGACAAGUUGCAGACAUCCAAGCGGAAACCGGUCCCUCAAUCUACAUCCCCGAAGAACAGUCGAAACCUCCUUUCUGUCGAAGAGCCCUCAGUUGCCAUGACCUCAGCUGUGCAGCUCUCCCCCGGUGUAGAAGAAACACGGAGACGGUCCCCUCAACAGCCCUAUCAAGCUGACGGUCCCUCACCUUCUCCGCCAAUUGUCCCAUCCAAGGAUGAGGCCCGAACGCCAAAAUCAGCUCCCCUUCAAGCUGCGACAACAGUGCUGGUUCCACCGCCAAGAUCUACCAAGAGACCGCCUCCCAUCAAGCCAUUGCAGUCAAGGGCAACCAAAGAUAUCAACGCAUUGCCCGCUGUCUCUCGCUUUAGCGUCAGCACAAUGGAUCCCAUGACUGCACGGAUUACGUCGUCAAUGUUUAGUCCCCAGGAGCAAAAGUUAGCGAAAGCAGUGCCUCCGCCUCGUCAAACAUUUGUAGCGCCCCCGAUACCCGUCGAGGAGAUUUGGGUGGAUCCUCGAACAGCGUCCCUACCUCGAAGCAAUUCGGUCAAGAACAACAUUCGGCCAUCUCGGCGUGCGCCUCCGUCGCCUCCUGUAGAAGAAGAAGUGAAGGAAACAAAAACACCUCUUCAGCGAAUGGCAACAGUAGGACUGCCGCAGAAUCCAAGGGCCCGAGCGACUAGGAUGUUCACUGGGGAACGAGGUGAUUCCCACGAUCGACAAAUCAUGUUCAUGAAUAAUGAAGAGGAGAGUGCUUCUGUUUUGGUUGUGCCUGCACCAGAAGAGGAGGUCGAGUCUCCAUCACGGAAAUCCAUGAUUCACCGACCGAGACCAAUUCCUCGAAAAUCGACAGCUUCCGCGUCCGAGCUACUGGGCAUUUCUGUGCUCCCUCUUCAGGAUGACUUCACCAUCCUCUCAACGCCGAAUCUCCCUUUGAUCUCUCCUGUGGGUGUGAAAACUCUGUCGCAAAGUUCUUACGGUGCGACAUCGCCUGGAUCUCUCACUAGACGCAAGACUGUCAGAAGAACAUCCCUCGUUCCCGAUUUGCCUGCUGUUCCUGUAGAAUAUCAGGGUCAGCAGCCGAAAAUCUUGGAAGAUGCUGCUGUUGAUGUGGCGGGAACAAGCGUCUGGACAGUCGUUCCAAAUGACCAAGGAUUCCAAAUGCCUAGCUCUGACAAAAAGACACAGCGUGCCCUAUGCGUUUCAAAAUUCAGCGUAGACACUUCCUUGACCGCUGAAGAUUCUCGUUCGUCUUACCAUAGUCGAAUGUCAGUCAACACUCAGUCAUCUUACGAGGAAACCAUUGGUCGAAACUCGUCAGUCGUGUUUGCUUCGGAAUUCAAGCCUACGGCAGUUUCAACAUUGGUCAACUCCCUCAGUGAGCGCCCCUUGAAGCACGAGAGUGUCGAUUCUGAAUUCUCUAUGAUGCUGAGAAAUGCUCCGGUGCCACCGAAAACUGCCCCUAUCGAGAACCGAGUCACCGAAGAAGAUGACAAGAUGGCCGAAGUCCCCUUUGUGCUUGAUAUGUCUAAGUAUGAGUCAUCAACGGCCUCGGAAACUGGGUACAAAUCGACUCCCAAACAGUUGGUGUCAUGGCACCAUCGCGUUGGGGAAGAGCUUCCUUCAUUCUCAUCCCAACUGAAGUACCGGAGAAACCGAAAGCUCUUGGUGCCAAAACCCUUGGCCCUGUACAGGCCAGCCAAUGUAACUGUCGUUAUUGAAGCUGAGCCGUCACCUGUGGAACCCGACCAGGAGGCUCUCGAUAGAAUACACGAGCAGCUCAAAAAAUUCGACGUGGAGAAUGGAGACUCGCGUGCAACCAUCAGCGAGCAGCAGCGAAUGACCAUCUUGGCCAACCUAGAGUCUGAAAUGGGUGCACAAGAGUCUCAAUGGCAGAUGCUCAAGGUCGACCUUGGCCCAAGUUCCCCGUCGACCAUUGUCUCUUCGCCAGGCAUCAACUCUUUGCGCAGCAGCGUCGAUAUCAGUAAAUUUGAGAUGGUUCCCAUCACCAAGCUCAAUGCGAGUGCUGGCGAUUUGAUCGUGGCACUGAAGGAAGAGGUAUCGGCGGAUCAAUCAGUCAAGGAGGAAACGUCUGAAUCUGGAGAUGAUAAAUUCAAUCGCCGAUCCCUCUCAGCUUCAGGGAGAAUGAGCCUCAUCUCCGUUACCAACCAAUUAUCCUUCAUCAGUAGCCCUACUCCCCCAGAUACUGAUGAGUCGGGUGAGGAUAGCGAUAAUGAUAGCAUGGUGGAAGGUACCGGCUCAGCCAAAGACUUGUCUACGGCGCUGAUGCCAAGAAGCCAAGUAUCUACAGUUACAAGCUUUUUGGCCUUGGAUGAAGUGCUGAACAGCUCGACUGAGGAUGUUCAGAGCAAGCUAGAUGUUCCAGUCGAGUUUGAAGACGUUUCUCUGAUAACCCCCAAGGCCCAACCUCCUUUGGUGCACCCGCAACCAGAAGAGCCCAAGUUUGAGAGUGCCAAACCUGCCAAACCAGCUGAGCCUGAAACCAUCCGGUUUAGCCUAGCAGACUUGGAAAAACCUGCGCCACGACCGCGAUCAGUCACCCGACGACCUCCCCGACAGAGCAAGCGCAUUAGUGCGCUCCCAGACAUCGUUGAGAACCCUGAGCCGCUUGCCGGUAAGACAGGAUCUCUCGGUAUCUUCCAGUUUGCAUGGGGCGAAAAGUCAGACUCUGCCAGAGUCCCUCCCCGGAUGACUGGCAUUUCCGGCACCAUGUCCAGCGGUCGUGCUCGGAUGAACCCUCCGGCAGUGCUCCUGAGCUCGGUUCAGGAGAGACAGACCGAUUACCCUCCAGCACCCGCUCAGAGUUUCCUUGAUUAUGAUGAAAUGGAUAACGGCCUGGACAAUUACGAAGAUGAGGAUUACGAUGAUGGCUUUGACGAAGCUACGCUCUGGGAGAUUGCCAGCUUGCUGGAAAGCGAUCUGGAUGGAUCCCGUGACGAUCUCUUCAUGGUUGGUGAGGAGGAGAACUGGGAGGAUCAAGUGUCUGUGGUUGACGAAAUUCCAUCUGCUGCGUCUCCGGUUGAGGAGGUUUCCGAGAGUGCAAAGGAAGAAGUAUUUGAUGUCAUCCCUGUUACUCUAACUUCUGCAAACUCUUCUGAUGCUCCCCUACUAGUGCCCACUCUCUGGACAAGCCAUAUGAAGGCCCAGACGACAAAAUUUUUGGGCCUGCCGCAGGCUGCCGAGGGAGCAUGGCAAUACUUUACCGCUGCUCCUAGGUCCGCGCGUACCAUUCCUCGGAUGAUGGAGGAGCCGGCUCAGCUGUCAAGCAGCCACUUGUGGAUGGCUGCUUCACCUGGUGCUUCUAUGUACACAAGUGGUCUGUGGUGUGCGCCUACAGCUCACCGUGGGGAAGAGAAGGAGACGAAGGCUGCCAAGGCUUCUCUAAAAGCUGUUAAGACUCUGGUCUGGUCACCACCGAGCGCUACAAAGGUCCCUGGCCUGGGCCUGCCCCAGCCUGAUAUAAGACUUUGGAAGGCAUAUAUCCCCCAAGAGGCACGCAGCGUCCGCAGGACAACUCAGAUGCCUCGACCCGCGACAAUCGUAUCAACAUCGCUGUGGACAUUGAAGCCCACUGUAAAGACUAGCAAGUCAAAUGGCGUGUGGUCUCCAGUGAGCAAAGUAGAGGCCAAGCUGCGAAAGGUUGCUUUUGCUUCAGUGUGGUUGCCGCUCUCUCCCGCCAAAGGAACCAAAAUUGGACUGCCCCAGCCCGAUGCUAAUGUAUGGAACUCAUACAUUUCGCCAGUGGUCCGCACUGCUCGUAAAUCAUCUCGGAUGCCUCAGCCUGCAGUGGUUGCAUCGACAUCGCUGUGGAGACUCAAGUCUACCGCCAAACCCACCGCAUCAACUGGUGUAUGGAGCCCAGCACCCAAGGAGACUACAAUCGAGGUAAUGAGCCUUGCUACCUUGGCUAUCGUUCCCUCACUGUGGUCGCCAAUUUCUGUCACUCGCAACGGUGCGCUGGGACUUCCACAGCCGGAUAUCCAGGAGUGGAAUGCAUACAUCCAGCCUGAAAGCCGCGUUGCCCGCCGAACCUCUCGGAAGCAGCAGCAGCUCGCGACCCAAAGCGUUACUAUGUGGUCUGCUGAGCCUCGGAGGGCCAUUGAGUUGAUCUCUACAAAGCUGUGGGGUUUGAAGUCGAUGACCUUGCUUUGGGCGCCUUCUACCUUGAAGGGUGCUCGCAUCGGUCUCCCUCAGCCUGAUGAGAAGACUUGGAGCACUUACAUUGUUCUGCCAAGUCGUUCAAUUCGCCACAAGACCAAUUUCUUCAAAUAUGAGACCAUCAUGAGCACAUCAUUAUGGCAACCUUCCCCUGUUGUUGUUUCUCAGUCAGGAGGCGUAUGGAAGGCAAAAUCACUACCCGUCGAGCAAACCCGUGAUUCUCGCUCUGAUUUCUCUUUGAAGGUGGUUAAGGAUCUCCUGUGGUCUGUAUCAUCUACAAAGACGCCUUCCGUCGGGUUGCCGCAGCCGGAUGCCAUGGCCUGGAGCAUGUAUCUCCUCCCAGCAAGCCGUAGCCAUCGAACCGCUUAUGUGCCCAAGCCCAUCAUGAUCACCAGCACAUCUUUGUGGGCACCUGCACCAUACACCGAGUCUCCCUCAGGUGGCGUGUGGAAGCCAAAGUCACUGCCCCCCAAGAGUGAAGUAGCGAAGCCAUCUCAGGUACCUAAUGUUAAACCCGCCGCAGUGGUGGUGGAUUUGCUAUGGUCUUCAUCACCCGCAAAGACGGUUUCUUUUGGCUUGCCGCAGCCAGAUGCCAAGUUCUGGACUGCUUACCUCGUUCCGGCCGGUCGUAGCCAUCGAAGUGCGUAUGUUCCUAGGGUUAUUACAAUCUCAAGCACGUCCUUGUGGUCGCCCGCGUCGACCAUUGAGACUCAGUCGGAUGGCGUGUGGAAGUCUAAGUCAGAGCUGUCAAGCACUCAAGAGAAGAAGGCGACCCUAAAGUCUGCCAAGGCAAACACAGGCUCGCUGUGGACUCUGCCCGUCGCUACAAAGGCUUCAAUCGGCCUACCUCAGCCAGAUUCCAAAGCAUGGGAAUCAUACAUUCCGCCCAUGACCCGCUCUACCUUGCGCAGAGUCUUGACCUCGGAGAUUGCUUCAAUCGAAAGCCAAGCACUAUGGCGUCUCCCGCCUAUCAAGCAGGCCGCUUCUGGCUAUCUUUGGCGCCCGAGCACGACGCGAGCUGAAAAGAAGCGCCCAACAGUUCAAACUGCAAUUCGCUCAGUGGCAACGCUCAGCUCGGCCGCGUCUUCGGCCGCAGACGAGAGCCCUGUCCCUGCCAUUGCUGCACGUGCAGCCGGCCUCCGUACUUCCACACCAGUCUUGAUGACGCAAGAACAGUGGAAGCUGGCAUUCAAGAGAAUCUCUCAAGACGUGCAAAAGGACUCCGUGGCGGCGGCUCCGUCGAAUCAUGCCUCCAGGCCCCGUCCCACCAGGCUGAAUCGCUCUCAAUCAGUCAAGAACGGCCGCCCAGUCUUCGAUCCCUCCGUCAUGGCCCUCAUCUCCGAACUGCCUUCCCCUAACCAGGCCCUCGGCCGAUCAAAGAGCAUCUCCUUCUUGCCGCCCAGCCGCAAGGCUUCUGAGAGCCCUUCGGCAAGCCUUCCUAAUGCAGAGCCUUCUCAGCCAGCCACACCCUCUCUGAUCUAA
Molecule: messenger RNA, 6849 nt
Organism: Trichoderma virens Gv29-8
Lineage: Eukaryota; Fungi; Ascomycota; Sordariomycetes; Hypocreales; Hypocreaceae
Exons: 4
Coding region: 1-6849 (2282 amino acids)
Source: RefSeq, a predicted model, not a curated record